Messenger RNA from Diospyros lotus (date-plum), 1546 nucleotides. Its product is annotated as protein POLYCHOME-like. Lineage: Eukaryota; Viridiplantae; Streptophyta; Magnoliopsida; Ericales; Ebenaceae. The record is from RefSeq and is a predicted model, not a curated record. The coding region runs from base 181 to 960 and encodes 259 amino acids. Gene Ontology annotation, biological process: regulation of nuclear division; negative regulation of ubiquitin protein ligase activity. The transcript has 3 exons. Gene Ontology annotation, cellular component: nucleus.
UCGAAAUUCAAAUCUGGUUUUCUAUUCAACGUACCGCCCAAAAUUCAGUUUGAAAUUCGCCAUUUUGCUUCGCUCUACGCCUUCUUUCUUCUUCUUCUUCUUCUUCUUCGAGUGAGAUGCAGAGCACAGUGCCGCCGCACCUUCAUCGGAGAAGCCCCUAGCCUCUUCAAGAGUAAGAAAAUGCCGGAAUCAAGAGACAGAUUGUCGAGGCCCGACGACGUCACCACACUAUUUCGCCGUCGGCGGCAAUCGAUUGGUGGCAUGGUUAUUCUGCUUGACGAGCCGGAGGUGGAUCAUGGAACACCGUUCCGGUGGGGGGCGACAGGAAUGACGGGUAUAACUGGACCAGUGGGACUGGCAUCUACGGGAGGCGGUGGCGUUAGAAGGCGUAGUUUGGGAACACCGAGAGUUGGAAGCGGACGUGGCCGGAAUUUGCACGGAACACCUGUACAUCUAUGGAGUCGAGAGAACCAGCCGGCGGCAAGUGCCGGGCGAGGACGAGGUCGUUCGACGAAUAGUGUGUUACCGUCUUGGUACCCGAGGACGCCUCUUCGUGACAUCACUGCUGUUAUGAGGGCCAUUGAAAGAAGAGGUGCUCGCUUGACGGAAACUGAAGGCCAAGUGAAUGAGGGUCCAAUACGCCAGGACCUGGGAGCUGUUACUCCUCUACCUAGAUCAAGUGCUCAACUCGAGCAUGGUUUUUCUAUAAUCUCUCCAAUUCCUACACUUGGAAUUAAGUCUUUCCCACUCUCUGUCGGUAAAGUUCCAAAGAUAUUGCUUGAUAUCACCAAUCAGAAUUCUGGAGAAUCGGAUUGCCUCACGCCCCAGAAGAAGCUACUGAACUCAAUUGACAAGGUUGAGAAAGAAGUGAUGGAGGAAUUGAAGAAAUUGAAGAGGACUCCCACUGCUAAAAGGGCUGAAAGGGAAAAAAGAGUCCGCACUUUGAUGUCGAUGCGUUAAUACAAUCAAUUUCUUUUGAUUGUCAGCAGCCUGUGUUGGUAUCUCGAAGACUAUGGAUUUUAGAGGGAGACUGGACAACCACCUGUGUAGUAAUAAGAUUGAUCAUCUUCUGAUGAUUUUAGGCUCUCGUAGUCGAACUAGGAAAUGGUACUAUAUUCUGUGUUCCACCUAUUAACAUCUAGCUGAAGGCCCUAGUUAAGGAUCUGUAGGCAAUUUUUCUGUGAUUAUCUUCCACUGAAGAUUUUGGUGUAGGAUAAGCAAUUGUGUCGGCUUCUGUUUACUGCCACUCCUUGAAGGCCUCGUGUGGGUUUGUAGGCAUACUUUUUUACUGAUGUACAGGGAGGAUGUAUCCCAUUAUCUGUUUCAUCACAUUAAUAGUUCUUUAGGUGAAGUAAGACUCUCUCUAUCAUAGUAAGGAUGCUACAAUUUCUCUAUAGAUUCUUCUAUUUUGAUCAUAUUCUUCAUUCUAUCACUCUGCUCAUGAUUGUCUCUAUCUGCAGCAAAUUUCUACUGUUCUUGGCCAACUCAAGCAAAAUUGUUUGGUCAAUUGUGCAUUGAUCAGCAAGAUGGCUAUUUGCUCUAUGUU